AGCGGAGUCACAGCAGCCUAGUUGUUGGCAAAAUUUUUGGAUUCCCUGAGAUAAUUCCCCAAGAUGCAAAGUAUCAUGAAGUGGUUGAUCCUGGCAUUAGUUUGUGUCUACCUGUCAGAAGGUAGACUCAAUAGAAUCAUUCUGAAGAAAGGAAAAUCCAUUCGUGAAAAUAUGAGAGAGCAUGGAGUGUUGGAAGAAUUUUUGGAAAAAUACCAUAUUGAUCCUGGAUUAAAGUAUCAGUUCAAUAAAUUCAGUGCUACAUAUGAACCAAUGACCAAUUAUUUGAACUCUUUUUACUUUGGAAAAAUAACCAUUGGAACUCCACCCCAAGAUUUUCUUGUUCUUUUGGAUACUGGCUCUGGUGUUCUGUGGGUACCUUCUACAUAUUGCACAUCAACGGCCUGUGAAAACCAUCAUCUGUUUGACCCAAAACAGUCAUCUACUUAUUAUAGCAAUAAUCAACAAACUUACAUCCUGAGAUAUGGAUCUGGUAGCUUGAGUAUAAUGUUAGGUUAUGAUACUGUGCGGAUCCAGAAUAUUGCAGUUCAAAACCAACAGUUUGGAUUGAGUGUGGAGGAAGCCAACUUCUUCUACUAUGGCAAAUUUGAUGGGAUUUUGGGUUUGACCAAUCCUAUUCCAAAUACCGAGGGAUCACUCUUGCACCAGAUGAUGAGUCAAAACCAGAUUUCUGAACCCAUUUUUAGCUUUUACUUCUCACGCCAACCAACUGUUCAGUAUGGAGGAGAACUGAUAUUGGGAGGCACGGACCCCCAGUUGUACACUGGGGAAAUUACUUGGGCCCCUGUGACUGAAGAGGCUUACUGGCAGAUCGGUAUACAAGAAUUUACUAUUGGCAACAAGGCUACUGGUUGGUGCAGUGAAGGCUGCCAGGGCAUUGUAGACACGGGAACAUUUUUGCUAACUAUCCCACAACAAUAUUUAACGGAGUUCCUUCAGGCUGUGAAUGCAGCUAACGAUGGUUCAUAUACGGUGGACUGCAACAAUAUCCAGAAUAUGCCUACGAUUACCUUUUUCAUUAAUGGUUCCCAGUUCCCACUUCUUCCUUCUGCUUAUGUCUUCAAUAACGAGGGUCAAUGUUCGCUUGCAAUUGAGCCAACAUAUGUGCCUUCCUCAACUGGGCAACCUCUAUGGAUCCUGGGUGAUGUCUUCCUUAAAGAGUAUUAUUCUAUUUUUGACAUGGGAAACAACAGGGUUGGUUUGGCGCCAUCAGCCUAAAUGAAUUCUAAAUUUCUUUCUGGAUAAAUGGAGCUGAUUUUUGGAUUCCAACAAAAUAUUUCAAAUUAAAUUUGUACAGCAAAUUGUAUGUUUCUCAACUGACAUCAAAUCUUAGCCCCUUUACAUGAAGUUUGUUCACUUAAGAUCCAUUGCUACAAAGAAAUAAAU
This is a messenger RNA of Pantherophis guttatus, 1404 nucleotides long. RefSeq names its product pepsin B-like. Gene Ontology annotation, molecular function: aspartic-type endopeptidase activity. The record is from RefSeq and is a predicted model, not a curated record. Gene Ontology annotation, biological process: proteolysis. Lineage: Eukaryota; Metazoa; Chordata; Lepidosauria; Squamata; Colubridae.